UCCUCCCUCACGCAAGAAUAGCUCACUUUGUGUCUGCUUUGGUUUUCCCUCCUCGGUGCCUUUCGCUCAGAGUUGAGCGGCUGACAUAUCAACAGAGAGCUCCGUCUUUGCCGCGACGCCACGGAGCGGAGGAGAAGCGGGAAUCCGCGCCGGAGCGCAGCGCAGCGCCAGGUGAACGGAGCGGGCGCCGUUUACGCGCAGACUUUUAGCGGAUUGUAACGAAACAGGUGCGUGGAAGGAUUUUUGAGGACAGCAGUUGGCGGAUGGUUGCUGGUGUCGUGGAGAGGAGUCUCUGCCUCUUCGAAAGUCUCAGAUGAAGAUGAAGUCUGCAGGCGUCGUGGAUGGAGGCUUGUUCACAGAAAGCUAUUGUAACAUCUGCAAUGCCCAGCUCAUCUCUGAGUCCCAGCGUACUGCUCACUAUGAGAGUAAAAAACAUGCCAACAAGGUACGUCUGUUCUACAUGCUGCAUCCUGAAGAUGGAGGACCGCCUUCGAAGAGACUGAGACCAGAUAACCCAGACUGUGCUGAAACAGAGGUAGACAGAAACAAGUGCUGUACGUUGUGUAACAUGUUCUUUACCUCUGCGAUUGUGGCGCAGUCACACUACCAGGGCAAAACCCAUGCCAAAAGAGUCCGUCUGGUGCUGGGAGAGCCGCCUAAUCUAACCACAGCCACAGCCAACCCUACAAACACAGAUUCUUCUCCGACUACCCCAUUGCCCACAGAUCCUGCUGCAUGCCCCCCUGCGCCCCCUGCUCUCCCCUGGCCCACAGCAGUAGGCAGUGGAAACGGUGGUAGAGAAGCUGGGAAGUAUUGCUGCCUUUGUGGAGCCUGGUUCAACAACCCUUUGAUGGCCCAGCAGCACUACGAGGGCAAAAAACAUCGCAGGAACGCAGCCAGAGCACGCCUCCUGGAGCAGCUAGCAGGCAGUCUGGAUGCCACAGAGAGCACAGGCCUGCGCAGUAGUUACUCAUGCAGCAUCUGCAGCGUAGUUCUCAACUCGAUCGAGCAGUACCAUGCACACCUCCAGGGCUCCAAGCACCAGAACAAGUAAGUACCUUGAAGCUUAAAGCAGCACCAGCAGUAAGAACAGACAUCCAUGGAAAAAGGAGAAGAAGAGUUUUUGGAUUGACAGAAAGCUGGACUUGUUAAAAAGUGAUGCACAAAAACUUGAAUGCGUGUGAGUGUGGGGUGCCUUUUGAUGGUAUCUGCUUGCAUCAAAAGUAUGCACACGAGUAAUUUGAGUAGUGUUUGUGAUUAGUUCGACACUCAACUGUCUAAGGACCUUUGGCGUGUGUUGACAUGCGUCUCCUUUGUGAACAACAAUCCUAACAUUAAUCUGAUGUCAGUGAGUUGCCCACAGUGGUAAUGAGCUUUCCAAUGAUAGUCAUAGAGCAGAAGUCAUACAAAAAGCUCUGCAACUAGCAGCCCUCCAAGUUCUCUGGCGGUGAUCCAAGUCUGGACUGCAGUUUCUGACAGUAGCACAGCUCACUUUCAGACCACUUGGGAUCUUCUCAGGCCAAGGGUUUAAAAUCCACGGACAAGAAAACCCCGAUGACCUCAACCACCACUGACUGUGUGUUUGCUUGACUUCAGACAUGAUUCUUUGCUUUGAGUCUGAGUACUGAUUGACGGACUCUUUCACAAAUUCCACACAUUUAAAACCUAGAGUUUAAAGUUAAAAGCACUACAGACUUCUGCUCAAGAGGAUCCGAGUAUUUCUGUAAAUCCUCCUCUAUGAAAAACUUUCCCACAGCUCCAAAUACCGAUGUCAGUUGCGAUGGAGGAGGCACAAAACUCUGCAAGAAGGACGACAUGUAGAUAACAAUUCAUUAUUUCUAAGGACAGAGAAGAACACCGUACUUCCCUUUUGAUUCAUGUAGCAGCCAAUGUACCAUACAACUGCUAUGUAACUCAGUGCAUGUAAACGUUGCAUUCACUUGCCUUUUUGAAGCCUGUUUAUUGUGCGUUUUGGCCGUUGCGCUGCUUUUCAGUGACAGCUUCAUCAUGGAUUACAGCACAAGCUUGUAACUGAGUGAGCCUCUGCACCUCUUGAGCUUGGUUUAUACAUGAUUUAAAAAAAGGGAAAACAUUUUGAUACUUUGAUAUGAGGCUUGUUACUUUAGUAUGACAGCUUUAUUGUUACUGUCUUCAAAGUAUCUGUAAAGUCACUUUUCAAAGCUUUUUUUGGAGUGAAAGUUACAACUCAGUCAACUCCUCCGAUGUUGAUUCUUACUCAGCAGGCGGUUCGAUCAGCUUUCAGAGCAAGGAAAGCCUCUGAGGGCGCUUCCACACAAGAUCUUCUUGUGAUUUGAGCUUCAGAAGAAUUACACUACAACCCCUUAAUAGUUGAUGAAGUUCUACUGGGUACUACAAAAGCAUCAUAACAGGGUUUACUUGCAAACAAACCGAGAGUUGUUUUUAGCAGAACAGAGUUCAACUGCGCUUUCACACAUUCUGACAAAACACUAUCCAAAGGAAACAAACAUAGGUGUGUACCGAACAUCCCAGUGUGAAAGCACCCUGAAAGCAUUGUUUAGCUGAUGGACACUGCUCCAUUGCUCCUCCCAUCCAAUUCUCCCACAUUGCAGAAACCUUUUUGAUGCAGCCGUUUCUUGUUGGUGCAGCUGUUGCAAAUUGUUUACAACUACACAAAGAUGGUUGAGACCAUUGAAUGUACAGGAAAACUGGACAAUCAAGCGUGACCUCACCCAUAGAAAAUGGCUUACUUCCAGCUUCAACGAAAUGAAGUCAAUUCAAACGCCAUUUUUUCCGACAUGUUGGAGCCAGCAGGUACUUCCUGUUUGGAACGUGAGAGGGGACAGGUCACUCAGUCCAGUCCAAUUCUCAUAUACACUCAAUGGUUGAGACUGAAGAUUACAGGGUACGUCUGCACUGAAAACUGAAAGGACGGCUCAGGACCAGCCAUCAGCAACAGAGUGAAAAAUGAGUGUUUUAAAAUGAGCAAAGCAAACAUUGUCUAAUGUGUCUUAUUGCUUUGACUCUUUAGUUUUAAACUCUUUUUUUGUCACAAAGCAUAUAUGUAUGAGCAAUGUUUUUUAUGCAAUCAUGCUGUAAUAUUACCAACCAUUUAAUGUGGACUUUAAAUAGUUCAACGAAAAGUGCUAUGAUGUGUUCUGUGUAAAUUUGUAGCUGCAGGUAAACUUUAAAUAAAAACCUCUUUAAACUCAAGAUGUCGAGCUGCACUGAACCACAGGUGAUCAUUUUCUUUCAGAAAAGUAUAGUUUUUCUGGCACUAAGAUGAUAAAAUCAUCUUAAAAUCGUGUGUGAUGGUUAUAAUUUGAAUGUAUAUAAUUUGUUAAAAUGGAUAAUAAGAAAAAUGGACCAAAAUCUAGCAAAUAGAAGUUGUCACAUUUGCAGAGAAAAUAUUUUGGGGAAAAAAAUGCAUGUUUAGGAUAGGCUUUCAUUGAAAUACAACAAAUUGCUGAAUUCUAUUAUCUUUUUGAAAUGCUGUCACAAAAUUUCAACAACAAAAAGUCGUUUGAUGCUUUUGAUUCAAAUUACAUCUGGAUGAGCAGUGACUGACUUAUCUCUGCACUGGGAUUUUCAAAAUAAAACUGUCUGCGUGUGUCCACGUUGGAGCCUGUGCAAAGAGUGACUGCGCCUUGAGUCUCGUAUUUGAACUGAUGUUACGCAAUAUAUGAGAGAGAUUUAUCUAUGAUAGUAACUGUGUGAUACGAUGCUUGCUGUGGGUGUCUGUAUGUGAAGCUGUCACCUUGUCAGCUGUGAGCACAUUUGUAAACACACUUGAUGAUGAAUACAAUGAAAAUGAAAAUGACAUUUUAUUUUCUCUCUUAAA
Molecule: messenger RNA, 3820 nt
Organism: Oryzias latipes (Japanese medaka)
Lineage: Eukaryota; Metazoa; Chordata; Actinopteri; Beloniformes; Adrianichthyidae
Product: zinc finger protein
Molecular function (GO): nucleic acid binding; zinc ion binding
Source: RefSeq, a predicted model, not a curated record